AUGCCAGAAUCCUGGGCCGUGGUUUGUCGUCAGUGUACUCGGCUGGCGACUGAGGUCCCGGCCCAUGUGCUGGUUGUCGCUCUGUUGACGACGGGGUUGGGACUGUUUGUCCUGUUCGUUCUCGCUUUAUUCCUUGUCGCGCCCGUCCCUCGAAACCCACUACCGGAAGAAAAGAAGUACAGGACUCUCGCGCAAGAUGGCGCCGUGACAGACCCGCAACCACUCCCCUGCUGGCUGGGCGCCGCCGACACGGAGAAACAAGCGCGCCGAUCGCCAAAAGGGAAAGCUACAAUCGAGCCGCCGGAGCUGUUCAUGUCGGUCGUGGUUCCGGCCUACAACGAGGAGGAGCGGCUGGCCGGCAUGCUGGAAGAAGCGGUCAAUUAUCUCGAGCGUAUGUACGGGACGCUAGCGAGUGAGGACGGUGACGAGGCGGCGGCAGUCAACGCCGUGGAAACGCGCUCUGUGCGCAAGCGCAAACCCCCUGACUCCUCUGCGGCCAAUGGUCAUUACGCGGGCGCGGCCCUGGACCGAGGCUGGGAGAUUGUCAUUGUCUCAGAUGGCUCUACGGAUCGUACGGAGGAGGUUGCGUUUCACUUUGCGCGGGAUCACCAGCUGUCUCUGCACCCCAAGGGCUAUGCUGGUCCGUGGACGCCCCAGGUCCACGAGGGCGUGCCUAUCCCGCCUGGAACUAUUCGCGUUGUUCGGCUCACUCAUAACCGGGGCAAGGGCGGCGCUGUCACCCACGGCAUGCGCCAUGUGCGCGGUCAGUAUGUGGUGUUUGCCGAUGCGGAUGGUGCGACCAAGUUCGAUGAUCUGGGGAAACUCGUGACUGCGUGUCGGGAUAUUGAGGACGUGGAGGGCCGUGGUGUUGCGGUUGGGUCGCGAGCACACAUGGUGGGAAGUGAGGCAGUCGUAAAGCGAUCCAAGCUGCGCAACUUCCUGAUGCAUUCGUUCCAUCUAAUUCUGUGGUUGAUGACACCACCCAAAACCGCGACCGUCAAGGACACCCAGUGCGGGUUCAAGCUCUUUUCUCGCGGUGCCUUGCCCUACAUCGUGCCAUGCAUGCACUCCGAGGGCUGGAUCUUCGACGUCGAGAUGCUCAUGCUAGCCGAGUUCGCGCACAUCCCCGUGGCCGAGGUGCCCGUGGGCUGGCGCGAAGUGAAAGGGAGCAAGCUGAAUGUCCUGCGCGAUAGUAUCGGCAUGGCGUGGGGGCUGGCUGUGCUGCGAGCUGCUUGGUCAUUGGGAGUAUAUCGGCAGAGAUAG
This is a messenger RNA of Penicillium alfredii, 1263 nucleotides long. Its product is annotated as dolichyl-phosphate beta-glucosyltransferase. The transcript is spliced from 3 exons. The record is from RefSeq and is a predicted model, not a curated record. Gene Ontology annotation, cellular component: endoplasmic reticulum membrane. Bases 1 to 1263 code for a protein of 420 amino acids. Lineage: Eukaryota; Fungi; Ascomycota; Eurotiomycetes; Eurotiales; Aspergillaceae.